Messenger RNA from Solea senegalensis (Senegalese sole), 2269 nucleotides. RefSeq names its product SIM bHLH transcription factor 2 (gene sim2). NCBI's taxonomy places the organism in Eukaryota, Metazoa, Chordata, Actinopteri, Pleuronectiformes, Soleidae. Gene Ontology annotation, molecular function: DNA-binding transcription factor activity, RNA polymerase II-specific; protein dimerization activity; RNA polymerase II transcription regulatory region sequence-specific DNA binding. Gene Ontology annotation, biological process: regulation of transcription by RNA polymerase II. The record is from RefSeq and is a predicted model, not a curated record. The transcript is spliced from 11 exons. The coding region runs from base 140 to 2269 and encodes 709 amino acids.
UGAUGAUGUGGAAAAUUCACAAAUCCACAAAACCUUAUUGUCUUAAUUUCCAGGUGAAAUAGAUGUCACCAAAGUCUAUGGAAAACAUCUCAGUGGAGAGCCAGAGAAUCGCUCUGUGAAAGAAAACAAACGUGCAGAGAUGAAGGAAAAAUGCAAAAACGCUGCGAAGACGCGGAGAGAGAAGGAGAACGGAGAGUUUUAUGAGCUGGCGAAGCUGCUGCCUCUGCCCGGAGCCAUCACCUCUCAACUGGACAAGGCCUCCAUCAUCAGACUGACCAGCAGCUACCUGAAGAUGAGAGCGGUCUUCCCCGACGGUCUGGGUGAUGGAUGGGGUCAGUCACCACAGUUCAGUUCUCUGGACAGCACGGCUAAAGAACUAGGAUCUCAUCUUUUACAAACUCUGGAUGGCUUUGUGUUUAUUGUUGCCUCUGAUGGGAAAAUCAUGUAUAUAUCAGAAACAGCAUCAGUCCAUCUCGGCCUGUCUCAGGUGGAGCUCACAGGAAACAGUAUAUUUGAGUACAUCCACCCGUCAGACCAUGAUGAGAUGACAGCUGUGCUGGGUGUUCACCAGCCCCCACACCAUCACUUCCCUCCAGAUUAUGAAAUAGAGCGCUCCUUCUUCUUGAGGAUGAAGUGUGUUCUGGCUAAACGAAAUGCAGGACUGACGUGUGGAGGAUAUAAGGUCAUUCACUGCAGUGGCUACCUAAAAGUACGUCAGUACAUGAUGGACAUGGCUCUGUAUGAAUCCUGCCACCAGACUGUGGGUCUGGUGGCAGUGGGUCACUCACUGCCCCCGAGUGGCAUCACUGAGAUAAAACUCCACAGCAACAUGUUCAUGUUUCGAGCCAGUCUGGACUUCAAACUCAUCUUCUUGGACACAAGGGUAGCUGAGCUGACUGGGUACGAGCCACAGGACCUGAUAGAGAAGACGCUUUACCACCAUGUUCACGCCUGUGAUGUUUUCCAUCUACGCUAUUCUCACCAUUUAUUACUGGUGAAGGGGCAGGUCACCACAAAGUACUACCGCAUGUUAUCAAAGCACGGAGGCUGGGUGUGGGUGCAGAGCUACGCCACCAUCGUCCACAACAGCCGCUCCUCCAGACCUCACUGUAUUGUCAGCGUGAACUAUGUCCUCACUGACAUUGAGUGCAACGAGCUGCAGUUAUCUCAAGAUCAGCAUGGAGCUGUUAAGCCUGGUCUGAGUCUUCUCUCCUCCGAGGAUCACCGCAAACAACCAAGAACCAAAGCGGUCAGGAUGACGACCAAACUCAGAGCAGCUCCUUAUCCCGAGCAGCACAGGUUCAUUCAGCCGGACCAUGUGAGCUGCUCCCCACAGAAGGUGACUCCCUGCAGGGAAAAGAGCUCCAGCUUGAGCCCUGAGACAAGUCCAGUGUCCUGCAGCCCCAUUUACAACCUGACCCUCCGCGACCAGCUGGCUCAGCAGAUCAUACACAGCUCUCUACACAGCAAAGGGUCUGUUGGAUGGAACAUCAGCAGCACGCCAGCAACCAAAAAACACACAGGCCCCAUGAUGUUAGCGGACUGUGGAUACUCUGAUGACAUCUACCAUGAUUGUUCCAACAGCAUGGACAAACAGUCCACCAGCAGGUUGAAGGAAGAACCCUGCAAACAUCACAUGCUUGACCAACACGGGGUGACGGAUAUUCAUUCCCAUCACCGUCAAACCAAGGACAGUAAACCUUUCAGCCAGGACGUUCUACAUCACGCAAGAAGUUCUGAAGGACUACGAGGUGAGCGGGCCCUGGCCUGGCCUUUGCUCAGUGGACUGGUACUCAGUAAAGGAGAGCAGGUUGGCUCGCUGCAUGGUAUAGGCCAGUCUCUUCCAGUCCAGAUGGUGCUGGAGCAGAGGAGGCUGUGUAUGAUGGAGGCUCCGCACAGUCACACAGCCGCAGGGUAUCCACACGCUGCUCAUGACGACCAGCAGCUGCACGAUGAUGGUGCAGAUCUGCAGCACAAGUCUGCAGAGGAGGACAGGCGAAUGCUGGCAGGUGUCGGGGUUGGGAUGGGACUCCCUCAAGCUCCAUACAUGUCCUGGAACUUUCACCAAGUUCUGGGCAAACACGGCUCCAUCAAAUCGCCUCCUUUUACCACACUGAGCCAUAUCACAGACGGCCACAUUUAUCAUGGCAAAGAGCUGACUUCCUACAGCUGUGACAGUCAAACCCACAGCUCCAGUUCAUCUCCGGAGAGUCACAAAGACAUCCCACACUACAUCGGCACAUCAGUCAUUAUCACCAAUGAGAGGUGA